GGUAGCUCGGUACUCGCACGUGGGCCUUCGUUCGUGUCGGAUGUGUGCGCGCAGGGAAAAUCGCCAAUCGUAAAGACAUCAGUUACCACGUAGGUGUCGUCAACAGUGCAUCGAGUCUAAUUAUAUGUGCACACGAUUAACACGUGCAAACGUUCAGGGAAUCAUUCUCAUUCGUCCGUGCUAAUUAUUAACAGAAAAAGAAACUGUCUCGACCGUACCGCGAGCAGCUGUUGUGCAUUGUUAAUCCGCGACAUCUAUUUCAUCGAGGAUCGAGUAUUAUCACACCGCCAAAGGGGUUACUUGUGUGAAUUCCUUCCUGGUGUUUCCUGUUCGGAUUACCCACGAUAUCGCAAGUGUGCCGAGGAACCUGAUAGAUCACCAAGUCUCUAGUCAUCUAAAUGCAGCUAACCUUGUGACGUAAUUAGCGUUGAUCAAGGUACCAAAGAAAGUGUCAAAAUUGAGCAAGUCGUCGUUCCAUCUGGCGGUGAUCUCGCCAAAAUUUGGAGGAUGUUGAUGCCUGGUGCCGCUGGUCUCAGUGCCGUCGGCGCGGUGGGUGCCGUCGGGGCGCCAGGGCCGGACGAACUGGUAUCGAGCCUGGGCGCAUUGGCGGGUACCACGCCGCAACAGAAAGACACCACAUGGACGAAAUUGUUCGUCGGCGGUUUGCCGUAUCACACCACCGACAAAAGCCUUAGGGAACAUUUCAAUGUGUACGGGGACAUCGAGGAGGCCGUCGUCAUCACCGACAGGCAAACGGGGAAAAGUAGAGGCUACGGUUUCGUGAUCAUGGGAGACAGACCGGCAGCGGAGAGGGCGUGCAAAGACCCCAACCCCAUAAUCGACGGUCGCAAAGCAAACGUCAACUUGGCGAUUCUUGGAGCUAAGCCCAGGGGUAAUCUACAAGCGUCAUUCCCGUUCGCUGCUGGCAUCCGAGCUGGAUAUCCCGCGGUCCUUCCCGGCCAAUAUGGGGUGCCACCAGGUUACGUGUACCAGUCGCCCUACCUGGCGGCUGCGGCGCCAGGUGGUUUGGUACCGCUUCCGACGACACAGUUGACCCACGCCGCGGCGAUGGCGGCGGCGUCCCAGUUCUACGAGUACCAGAACGUCGCGGCCGCGGCCGCCACAUAUCCGGGGACGUCGUACAAUUUCGCCGAGGCGUACCCCUAUACCAGCGCAGCCGCGGCCGGUAUGUGUUUGAAAACUGUCCAGAGCAAGGACAGCAACGGGCUGAUACACCACCAUCAGCAGCACACCUGCAGCAGCCACACGGUGCUGGCGCAGCAACGAUUGGAGAAAGCUCUCCUGCCGCCCUUUCUGCCGUCAUUGCUACGUAGCAACGCAAACGCAGCGGCAGCCAGUUACGUGACACCAUACGCGUACACGACGCUACCAGGUGCAGCAGGGUUGCCAGCAGCAGCAGCUGCAGCUGCAACAGCGGCGGGUGCUGCGUUCCCAGGUCUCCCAUACCAAACAACACCUCAAGAGGCGAGAUUGCAGUAGGAGCCGGACGAAUCGCCGCGAACACGGUCGCGACCGAAUUCCGACUUAAAAUUGCGAUCAAAAGAACUCGAUCCUCGCCGCAUUAAACUUCGCUCUUCGCCUGUACUCCGCGUGCGUCCGCCAUUUUGGAUCCGGUCCACCGGAAAGCCGGAGGAACAGACACCGAAGAGGACGCCUGAACGAAGCGUUCAGCAACGGCGACUCGAACGGCACACACAGUUUCUUACUAAUUUAAUCUUCAAUCUUCCCCACUUUAAUCUUCCUUCCUACGUUUCUCCUUGUUAGGGCCUGUUCAGUGGACCUUCGGACCGUACUCUAACUGUUAACACGAGGAAACCGGGACAGGAAUCUGCGAUACGUUAGCUAGCGUUUAGAACACGUCCGACCUAAGGUACUUCGUGCCGUAGCGAACGAUGUUGCGUAUUAGGCUAAGCGAACUAAGUCGAGGAACAUUCGCGGUAGGAUUCGUUCGAGAUCGCGUUUCUUCGCAUCGGGGAUCGCCACCGUGAAACAUCCUCCAGCUUGCAACUGUCUGUACGCAUCGUCGCCGCUAUCCAAGAUUUGUUGUAAGCUUCCCGAGGAGGAAGUUUUUUUUUUUAAAAAAAUGUCGUUUUUACGCUUUUACAGAUAUCUGUUCUGAACUUCAGAACUUUUAGUCUCACGAGGUCGCCGAGGCCAUCAUUUUCUAUUUUAUGCGUAGAACAGACGGUCAGCCGCAUAAUUUAUAACGACACUGCGGAGGGACUUUUAAUUCACGAAAAAUUGGUUCAUGAUUUGAAAUCAUUUCUACUGGAAGUUGCGAAAUUCGGACACGGGGAAUCAGCGGUAUUGAUAGAAUUUUAUUUCGACUGGGCAUUGUAGUUUCGCGAAUGUUUCACGUACUUGUCGUUCAGGGGGUGUAACCGUACACGAGCGACAGGGGGAGGACGUUCUAAGUGAUUCAUUAGGAUGAAUUUUGUAGACGCUUUUAGGAACGACGGUCACGUCGCGAUUAAAUCGAAGUGUCGAUGUUGCCUUAUACAAUCGCUUAGAGGCGAGUUUACUAAGUGUCUUGAUAGACGAUGCCUUUUUCGCGUGGCUCGCGGAAGCCACCGAAACGGACUGAUCAACGAUUUGCGCUACGAAUCCAACGAGGACCAAAUGGACGAACAGCGGAGUCGAUCUCGCGAGAAAUCACAGAAAUCGCGAAACACUCUGUCGCGCGGCUCUGUCGUUCUUGCGAAAACAAAGAACCGUUGCUUCAUUUCUCCCGCGCAAAGGUCGCUGAACAUCGAUUUUUAUCUAGUUUCGACUCUCACUUAUCGUAACAAAUUCUCUUCGAAUACUCUUGUUUUAUCAUCGGAUUAGCUGGAGACACUUUUGUCCUAUAAAUUCAUUCCGUUAUUUCCGGUUUACGCUUGGCACGGGGGAACUCGUUCUAUUCCCGUUCGCGAGUUCGUAAAUCGGUACCACAAUAUUGGCAUAUAUUUUUGCGUACGUUCUAAAUGCAACGCGAUUUUUCUAUUAUUAACUUUUCCGGGAGGAUGUGUCGGGAAGAGUGUCGCUAAAUUUACCCGCGUUAUUUCGCAGUUCGAAACCGAAAAAUAAUUUUAAAGGACUCGGGAGCUUCCGAGAGUUUUCUCAUGCAUGUUUCUAAAUUGCAAACAUCGAUAUUUAAACCAAUUGACAAUUGCCAGCGUAACAUAAGAUGGCCGUAUAACAGUAUGACCGUAUUAGUUGACCUGUUUUUUUUUUGUUAGGGUGCAUUAGUAAAUUAGCGACACUGUCCCAGCACUUUUGUCACUCUACGAGAAACGAUCGACCGUUCGGAUCAUUGAUCGACGACAAACCGAACGUGAGAAUUUCACUCGUCCAAUUCUUGCAAAGUAAUCUGGUGCCUUAAUUAGCACGGUCGAAUAGUCUUAAUGGUUAGAAACUAGUCAGUGAUUCGUUCGCGCGAAGCUAUUCGUUAAUACGUGCGUAUCGGGGGGCAAAGGUAAUAAUAAUAAUGGAACGGGGGACGACAAGAUGAUGUGGAAAACGAAGAUGGAGGGAUAACUAGCUAGCGAGGAGGGUGACGGAGGAUCGGGGCUAUGAAGAAUGAGACUGUCUAGUCCUAAACCCGUCGAGACCUUAGACGAGGUACACUCGAUUCGUUAGAAUAUUAAGUAGACGUUAAUACGCAUGAAGCAACGGAGGACGAAACCAAAAGUCUUGUAAAAAGUUAGCGAAACAGGCGCUGUUAGAAAGGUUUAAUCUUAAGUAUUAAUUAUUACGUAACCGAUCGAUUAAGAUAAUAGGAAAAUAAAUGAAUACCAUUGAUAUUA
Messenger RNA from Megalopta genalis, 3806 nucleotides. NCBI's taxonomy places the organism in Eukaryota, Metazoa, Arthropoda, Insecta, Hymenoptera, Halictidae. The record is from RefSeq and is a predicted model, not a curated record.